AUGGUUAGUAUGAACUUUUCUAUAGUCAUCGUACUAUAAUCCCAUCAGUUCAGAACAGACAUUCGGCCUAAGUUCUUUCGAACUCUGGCCCUCCUUUGCGAGGACGAAUCUCUAUCAGAUGCGCAGUUAAAGGCUUACCAGACGCGUCUACAGUAGAUCCUGAUUUUUAACUGCCUAACGCUUAAUUUUUAGGGAAUAUCAAACCUUUUUGGAGGCAGUCAGUCGACUAGCUAACUGUGGAAAUGUGUGCAUCACGGAAGAAGCGGUGAUGAUAGGCGAAAACGGGCUUUUGACUGGGGAAUCGUUGAACGCAUUGCAGCAUGCUGGCGCGAUUUCUGUAUAUAACACGUUGCAGCAAAAUAAUUGGGAGUUUCCAGUCCCUGAAGGUUCCCUGGCUCUUGGUCUUUAAAAGAUUUUAUCAUAGAAGGCGAAGCCGUUGUAAUCAAGACUCAUACCACUAUGCCUGACGAAUUUCUUGAUCAGGAGAAGCCUAUUCGCUCAGACUGGCCAUCUAUUCACAUAUCAGAAUGCUUCGUAGAGGGCGAAAAAGCGAAGCUUCAUGGCUCUGUACGACCUCUGCGCACUUUUCUCCCACCCAGUAUCGUUUUUCGAAACGCCGCCGAUAUCGAUGACGAUAUGCCAGAGCCGGAAUUACCUGUUUCGAACUCUACUGGAAUAGAAGCUGGUCUUGAAAUCGUCUCUACACCCGAAGGUCUUGCCGUAAGGAAACCCACUGAGAAGGAUACAGAGCCAGGUGAUUGAGAAUUUCUUAUAAAUUUGCAUUUCUCCUGUUCAUCCUGACCAAAAUUUAAUCCGUUUGGCGACAUUUACCCUGUUCUGGAUUAUUUUGUCGUCUUCAGUCGGUUGGUUGGUUUAUCAAUUUGAAAUAACCCCCCAGGAGCUUUUUGUUCUGUUGUCAUGUUGGGCUUGGCUGCUUGUUCAAUGAGAUAUGAAUUUCGAUGGUUAGGUCGGCACUCUCGAAAGUCACGUUCAGCUCACGCCAUGGUGUUUUAGGAUCUUUCAAUUCCCCUCAUUCUAUAGAAAAUAGCUAUCUGCCGGAAACACCUAUUUUGGUUUUCUAGUUUUGCUGUUCUACUAUUCUUAUAGUAAAGUUCAAUUUGGUCCUUGGUCAAGGACUAAAAAACUGAGAGAGGACAUUGCUUAAUUGAAAAACAGUGUAGGUUUCUUAGUUUCAUUUCCACCCAGUUUAAUAAUCACCAUUGGCACAGGACAACCAUGAUACGAAUUGUCUCUUGCUAGGGAGUCCGAUGGGUUUAUAUAGUGCAUGUAAGGAAUGUGGACGCAAGACAGCAACUGGUUUCUAUUAGGUGUCACUUGCGACGAAUUUUCGCCCCUGACGAAGGUGGCCAGGGCUACUUUCGGUUGUAUAGUGGAACUUUUACUUCUUCUUGUUCAUCACAUUGCUUAGCCAAUAACAGUAACUUGAGUGAGGUACUGUGACUCUGUGCUGUUUUUUUUUCAGGAAAAAAGACCGGUCUGGCAAAUCAGUUGCUUAAUCCCGUUACUUGGAUCAUGCGGUUAUCCACUGCGCUACUUACAUGCUCAUACCAUUUAUCUCGUGUAGCACCCCUGCCUGUUUUUUUGAAGUUGCCCAUCCGCUUGUCUGGUAGUUCGUCGGUCAUACUCGACGAGGACCGUUAAUGCCCCGAGAGUCAACCGUCACUUGUGUGAGGGAGACCUGCGCGGCCUCUAGCCCGCCCUCUCCCUCCGCACUCAGUUUGUUUGAAGGGCAAUGUAAGGUAAAGCCCACUAGAGGUGGAAAGGGGCUGGUGAUGCCAAACCACCUUCCUCGCAUGCUGCAUACGCAGAUUACAAGAAAAUGAUAUCGAAUCCUUUGCUGAGGCAACCUCUUUAUCAUGGCUGCUUUAAGAAAGAACCACUGUAGUCUGGCCUUCUGUUUCUCGGCUGGCAACUUUCUAAGUCAUGAUUUUUAGCUCAUCGUGCGCUGAACCCGUGUUGACUCGAUCCCGCUCUCCUCCCUACCCCACUAUAUACCAGCGUAUACCUGGCUGAAGAAGGGAUCGGGUUUAGUAGUUGUGGCACGGAUCCCCAUCCACACCUGCCGUACACCUGUUUAACCUCCGUAUAGGUCAGUAGCAGUUGUGAGUCCUCCUGGUAGCCUACGAACUUCUCGCAUGAAGUCAUACCCUCUGCAACGUUCCUUCGGCGAUUAACCACUUAUAUAUCCACGCCGGUUAUUUCAUAUUGCCAUACACUGCGUUUUCUGGCAUACGUCUUCUUUGGACUAAAGUACUAAAACAAAUCUAGACAUAUUACCCUCUUUGCAUAUGUCUCCAUUUUGGUUUGAUCAUCAUUGGUUGCUUAGAUGAUCGCUGAGCGUGUCCACCUUGUUGGUCAACCACGUGUACGGCUAUCUGACACCCGCUGUGCCAUUCCCCAUCAAGCUGUCUGCGUGGUGCUCCUUAGCCAUAAUCAAUCUUUGAAUCCCUUCAAUACCUGACUAGGCGCAGCAGGUCGGCACCAAAUAAGUGUGCCUUCUUAUAGCGCUCACUUCAUGAGGAUUUCUUUGACUGAUGUAGGCAGCAAAUGCAAGUUUCUAUGGUAUGUAACGUAAAGCCUCAAUUACUGGACCGCUUGUUUUUUUUCCUCCCGCUGUGGAUUGCCAGUUAAACCCAUUUCCAGAACUUGCAACCAAGAAAACCAACCGGAGAGACCGAACUUCUUAAGUGCAGUGAUCAAUCAGCCUCCUCCCAUUUGGAAGUCUCGGAAGUACGUUAAUUGCCAAAUAGUCGCCAGCUAUUAGCGGCAGGAACUAGGGAGACUGCAACGGCGAUUCCUAGCUAUUUGUCGUCGUCGGCACUAGCCCCUCUGGGGAGACACGAGGUUUUGGCCCGAGGCCUUAGUACUUGAGCUGUGCGUUCACGAUCAGAAAUGUAAAAGUUCAGAAAUAUCCAAAGCCGGGCGAGCGACUUUCAACUCUUUACCUUGAUUGCGAUCGCCUGCGUUGCUUCAAGUUAAAACUAACCCUGACAGCUAAUGCCGUUUUUACUAAACUAUUUCCGCUAGUUUGACUUCUCCCAACUCCAUUUCUUGAAGGUAUCGCCUCCUAUCCAUGUGCUGGCGUUCCUGCAUGUGCCCUUCAAUAAUUUAUUUUCAAUGAACGGUCCAUUAUCUUUAAGUGUUACGGAUCACACGCCCCCGUCACAAAAUUCUUUUGCGAAAAACGUGCAAUUGAGGGCUGUUUGGUGACAUCUAAUGUCAUUAUGCGCUGCCUCAGCCGAACGUCCCGAGCUAUCUGUGCCGAAUCAGUCUUAAUGCAAUCUAGCACAUCCAUUAUAUUAUAAUUUCAAUCCAACUUAGAAAUGCAAUGGGCCAGGUCCUUAAGUGUGGUAUAACAGACAGCGCGAAAAUGAGUGAGCUUGGCUUUUUAGUCUAGGUAAUUCUAGUUUUUGUGAGUCUGGAAGAAGUGCGCUCUCUCACACACUUGGGAUUACUAAUCUGCCACGCGUGAACGCCAUCUUUUCUACCCCAAUACCCACUUUCAAAAAAUUGGUCAAUUUUCCCCCUAAAAUUUUGUUCCUUUGUUUGCACACCCCUCCGGCCAAGAUGUAUUUUCAAGUGCACAGACCCAAUCAAUCAAACAGUAGACGGGAUUCUGAUAAUGUACCCCACGCGAAGUCUUGAUCGUCGUUCUCUUUAACCAAGUAAAUUCAACAGGACUUAUUUUGCUACCUUGCGCCACCAAAAUUAAUGUAGACCAACAGAGGACGGAUGGACGCAAGGCGUUGGGGUCGACAAGAAAUUUCUGUUCCUUCGAAUCAGUUUAUGUUUGAAUUUUAAAGCAGAUACGUCUGUUUUUUCGCCAGAAUUGGUCCCGAUCGACGAGUACUACUAUGGCAGACAAGAAGGGGCCGCAGACUACAUUGAAGAGAAAGCCGAGUAUCGGUUUAAAUGCGCGGUUUGCCAACGUAUCUUCUUCUCAAACGUCAAGCUGAUGCACCACAUAAUGGGACAUGUGGAUGAAAGUAUCCAGCCCUUGCUUAAUUUUGCUGCACUCAACCAGUGUCGCGUCUGCAGUCUCGUUUUCGCCAAUGCCUUUGAAUUGAGGGCUCAUACAGAGAAAGUGAGUUAUUUAACCUCCAUUUUUUCCAGUCUUUGACAAAACGCGUAUUGUGAAUUGGCCAGUUACCCUGAUUUAGAAAAGAGGCCAAUAAAUUGUCAGGUUAACUUCUUGUAACUGGGCUUGAAUUCCCUACCCGAUGUUCCAAUUUAACUUUAUGUGGCAUCCUGUAUCCAUCUUACUUCCCGUUGCUAGUGACCGUCCCGUUCAAUUGAGUACUUGUUUUGCGUUUCACUAGCCGUCGGCGGCGGUUUUGGUGAUUGUAGAAGUCCAGACACUCAGCAGACCCUAAACUCGUUGAUUUAGACCGAAUUGAGCUGAUAAGGCUCCACAACAAUUUUGCCGAACGGAUUGUUUUCAGAGAGGAAAAACACUCAACUACAUGUCGACAGAGUACUCUGUUUAAGGGAUUUGAGGAUUUGGAGUUUACAAAAAACAACAUCAGGUCGGUAAACCAGAAAAAACCUCUUUACCUCGUAAGGUGGACACUGGAAAAAAGGGUUCCAGCGGUUGUGCAGGGGAGACAAAAAUUUUACAAAUGAUACAAGGCGGACUUAUGUCGAUUUAGUUACCCCGCACUGGCAUGGAUUCUUGUUUGAAUGUUGUAUGAUUCAAUUAUUCGGUUUUUCUAACCGUCAGAAUGAAUGCCUUAUUUUAACUGCUAAGGGGACGAGGUAGAUAAGGCGCCGAAACUCACUAUCCGAAGUCUUCUAAAUCGAAGACAUCAGAAAAAGGUGACGGUACUGUCGGGGCUGUUUAUACACGACAGGAUGUGACCUCUAGACAGACAACUUUUCCAGAAUCCUGCCUAAAUGACGGUGAGGAUGAAACCAGCAUUUAAGUAGUGCACGUCCUCAUGUGUUUGCUUGAUACUUGCAAAGACUCGAUUGCAUUUCAUAGAAAGGACACAGGUAAUUUUGGCAUCUUUUGACCUUUUGGAGAAAGUCACCUUCUCUCGAAUAUGAGUUCUCGAAAGUAUACCAUACCUUGGCACUCAGCACUUUAAAGGACACUACAAAUUCGGAAGUACAAUAGGCGCUUCAACUUCCAGCGAGUUAGGAUUAGGGACAGGCUUAUGAGGGUUGUGGCUAGGAGACUUAGGGUUAGGGUUACGGUUCGAGGAGCUGUUCUUUUGGAACCACCGCCACAUGAGGGCUCUUGAAAACUUGGUCAGUAGCAGCAUGGUUCCACGCCAAUGCGACUCCACAAUUUUCUUUGUUUGACAUCUUCGGAAGAACAACAGGCGGCAUGCGAGUUGUACACUUUACGUCCAAAAAUGUUUGCUGUCGUGCUCAGACAACGAAUCGUGGCUCUCUAUAGCGAGUAGUGCCGAAGAAAUCACCGGCGUUCUGCCGUGUUGUGGUCGUAGGCGCUCAUCAAUGUACGGACUUCGCGUUCAGCCGCUCUAUAGGGCCAACGACGCAUGAUGAUGAUGAUGAUGUGUGUGUGUGUGUGUGUGUGUGUCCGGUUUCUUUCCUCUACCUUACCUGCCACUCUCGUCCAUUGAAUGCUUACAAUGGUCUCAAUUUUGUGUACUUUUCCUCUGACGCUGUGUGAUCGAUGGGAUUUGAAGUCGAGCCACAAAGCGUCAAAUCCAUGUUCUCAAAUAAUUACAGUACUGACUGUGCUAAUUGCCCACAGUACUAAUAGUAAGAUUGAUUCCGAUGAACGGUAGCGGUGUUGUUGGUGGUAAUCCUGGUGUUCGGCUCCGACCACCCACUUUUCCGUUUAGUGUCUAUGACACAGUUAUUGCGUCUGAACUAAAGCACGGAGCCCCAUGUUUACUAGACGCCUGUGACAUAGAUCAAGAAGGCAAUCAUCGCAGUUUUACAGCCCAUGUUUUGAUUGCGUUUCCUAUUACCCCCACUAGGAGCAUCCUGGCGUCAACCACGCUGACCCAUUGAAUGCGACGAAAUCAGACUCCGAUUCUCAGCAGACCGCUUCUCAAAUUAUGCAGCAGCAGCAACAGCAACAGCGUCUCGGCCUGCUUGAUCCCAAUGCCCAGACUAGCGAAGCCGAUAAUUCUCUGCAGGGGGUCUUCAACGCCUUCUCUUGUCGAAUAUGCGGUAAAGAGGCGGCCAGUGACCUGGCCCUCGCUCAUCAUCUACAGUCUACACACCGUCAACGUGAGAUGCCCUACGUCUGUCGCCUGUGUUUAUUCCGCUCGUCGCUAUUUGAGGACCUACUGGAUCACUUCAAGAAGGUACAGAUCUUUGCCUUAUUGUCCGCCGUUAGUGUAUCCUAGUCAUAAGACUCUCUAGCAUUUCCAGUCGCCUUCACCCAUGCUGCAUUGGAAACUGGCUGGUUACUUUGAGGACCUCUUUUCCCCCUCGAUAGGAUAAUAUUUCCCUUUUAAGAUGAUAGUUUCACCCCGAGGAACAAACUGCGUCAUUUUUGAGAGAACGGUGGAAUGAGUAUACUGCCUCUUUUCUUCGUGCGUUUCUGUCAGAAAGUGGUUUACUCGCCUCCACUGCCUCCAGAUCUACGAGCCGUAGUUGCUAGUGCCCUGAAAUCCUACGACAGUCCUUGUCCGCCCUAAGUUCCGUCAUUAAAUAUCGAAAUCCUUCGCGCUCCCAGCGUCCACUCUACCUCUAGGUCUACAACAUCCUCCUGCAUUUAAAUCAUUUAACGCGCGGGCGGCACCAAUCCAGACAGGGAUUCAGCCCGUGAGAUAGUUCGCCGGAAUACGUAUCCGGACUCUAUGAGACUAUGACUCCUCACAGUUUCAUCAGCCGACCCACUCCUGGUUUGGUAGUAGGGUUUCACCUUCAAACCGCUGUACCCUCCUUAGGUCACAGUUGUUAAAAUCUCGAAUUGUUGCGGGCAAACUGCACGCAGCGGCCAUGUUUCCUAGCCGCGGAGUCCUAUGACCUCUGAGCCCUUGGCUUUUAUGUCCCAAAUCUCAUGAUAGGACCACAGGCACUACCGGGAACGAUUGAAUGUGCUGCAUUUAGGUUGCGUGCAGCGCUUCCUUCCCGCCUGCCCGUAUCCUGAAGAUUGCAUAAAUGAAUCGGCGUUGAAUGAACUUCGACAAUUCAACCGUCGUUUCUGGCAAUGCUCCACAGCAGAGUGAGAACAGGGACGGUGAUUUGCGUAUGAGUUUGUUUACAGCGACAGUAAGCUUGCGCCACGUCUAGCACAUUCUCCCUCACCCACCAGAUCCCAGUGUCAUGGCAGCGAAGUCUCAGCAUCCUUGGUGGAUGUCCAGUAGAGUUAAGUUUGUUGUGCCAAGAAAAUAAAUGUUUCGCGUUAUAAGCCGCUGUGACCUUGUAACAGCCGAAUUAGCAUUUUUUUAUAAACUACAAGAAUUUUUGCUUCCAUAUUUUUUGAUAAUUGCAACGGCCAUCCCAUCGCUUUGGCUCGCUGCAAUGACCACAGCACCACGGGCUGGUGUGAUGGGAGCUCAUUACAGCACAAAAGUGACUCGCAAGCUACUGAAUUUCUUGAAGUUUAAAGGACUUGGAACAGGAGGUAUUUCAAGUCCCAUCUACCGCUUGGCGUGGUAGAUGAUGGCGGCGGCCGCGGCCGAAAUCCUACUUGUCUACUGGUAGAAUUCGCCAUUUUAUUGGGUCGCUUUAGUUCGUGAGCUUCCUACAGAGCACCGACCGGCCAGAUCGAUGCCAACUCACACCAGAAGAAUGUUAUUACCGGCAAAGACAAGGGAGACUGGAAUGGCCACUUCUGGCUUAUUAGCCGUCGUCAGCCAGUCGUACCCUAGCUCGAAGUGUGGAACAUGUGGGGCUCGAUUCCGCGACCUGUUAGUUAUAAGUCCAACGCCUCUAACCACUGGGUCACGAGCCCGUUGCCCUUUCGGUUUCGAUCGGGAAUAUACAGUGGUAGGGGGCGCUCACCGAUCGUUCUUACGGAACUCAUUCGUUCCGUUGUGCCUUACGGGCUCUCUCCCGAGCCUUACCAGCAGCCGCACAGCGGCCCUUGAUAUAGGCAGAAUGGUAUUACCGUAAGGUAUUACCAGAAGGAAUUACGGCUGUCAGAUUCGUGACAGCCUGCUUUGGGGUCAUUUAUCGGCCCAGCCACUUCUCUGUUCUAGCCAGCAGGCGAGCCCUUCACUGCCGGCUGCCCAUAACUUUGUUGAGUAGUCUGAAUCCGUCAUACACACCUUCUGAGAUUUUUUGUCGCUCAUCCUAUGAGAGAUUGCCUACCAUCUUUAUACCCCACUCUUCCAAUUCCUCCCCACCCAUCCAGGCACACAAUGGGUCUAACCACCUUCUCUGCACCUACUGUCUUCGUAUAUUUACGCCAUCUGAUGCGAGAGUCCCCGGUCUGCCGCUGCUCUCCGCGGCAUCCAUCAGUGGAGGCGCCGUAAGCACUGCUGGUCUCGGAGCUGGCGUCGGUCAGACGCAGGUCUACCUGCAACACCUGCGUAUGCAUCAGGUGCGCCACCAACUGCGACGUUGUCUCUCCUGCAAACUGAACUUUACAAAUAAGUCGGACUAUCAGGUUCACCGGCGUCUGGAUCACAAGGCUUGCGUUGGCUCUACCGCGGAGACCCAGGAGCGGCGUGUCGAUGAGUACAUGGUAGGUUUAUCAACGUUAAACAUGAUGCUUUCCAGUUCAUCUGUUCCACAUCACUUUGUUACGCUGUCUUCUGUCUACUUACUUGCAUGCUUUCUGACUACAGGUUGCUAGGGCUUUUCGACCGUUGUCUCUUAUCCCUCAUGCGUCUGAAUUUGGCCCUUAAGAUAGGUGUCACUGCAGCUCAAACUUAAAAUGGGACCAAGCAGUCUGGUGUAGGACUAGAGUCAGAAUAAAGACUGGUUCAUGUGUGAUGAGAGGCCAGCAGGUUGGUAGCAUGCAGAAGACGGAGACAAAAUUUCUGAUCAGUCAUCGCAUCGAUCUCAUCUCCGGUCAGCCUGACUCGACUUUGUCACAUGAGACGCGAGAGAAGAGGGAGCGAGACCGACGGCCGUCUGCUUCACUGACUUUGCCGCCGCGUUCGAUUCCGCUCGUCGUGAGUCCCUGUGGCGGAUAAUGACGCUAGAUGGUAUGCCGUCAAAAAUAAUCGCCAUGAUCAAGGCCUGUUAUCGCUCCACUACUGCGAGAGUCCUGGUUCGCGACAAUCUUUCCCACCCGUUCGGUAUUCGGCCUGGCGUUCGACAGGGUUGUAUCCUGUCACCCAUUCUGUUCAACUGUGCUAUUGACUGGAUCCUCGGGAGGACCCUACACGAGGGUGACGGCGUUGAGUUUGCUCCCGGACACCGACUGACUGAUCUCGACUAUUCCGAUGAUGUCGCCUUACUUGCUUCAAGUUUCUGGUCAGUCUCCGCAUCGAUCUCAUCUCCAGUCAGCCCGACUCGAUCUUGUCACUUGUACACGACACGCGAGAGAAGAGUAGAGGAGAGAGAGAGAGAGGGGGGGUGGGAUCCACUGCGCUCCCUGCCUUCACCACAACAAAUCUAACGUGAUGUUCAGUUAUCAUAACACCCUAGACCUUGUGGCUUGAACAAUUUGCGUCUGGAGAAAUAAGUCGGUCCUACCGACCGAAGACCAGGCUUGAGUGGCUCGUGGCAUCUUUCGCUUUGGUUCACGCUAGUUUUGGAACCGGCACACGCGGGGGACUGGAGUGAAAUGUUAGCUCAGCGACUGCGCCCAGGUCCAUCCCCGAUCCUAGUUGCCCAUGCUGGACGUUAUGAAGGAGAAUGAAACCGAUGCUCCACAAGUCUCCGUCUCAUUGUGAUCUAAUCAUCGCGCAAAUUGCGACAGCUCUCCCAGUAGCCUAGAGGUCCUUGUCGCUUUUGCUGAACGGAUUGUUGAUUAAUCACCUCUUGCAUACUUUACCUUCUAGGCGGAGAAUUUGGAGUCCACACCACAACCAUGCGGGCAGCUCAUGACCUCCUCGAAGCCCGCACCGAGUAAGCAGGAGGAAGGAUUAGCUGAGACGGACCAGUCGGCUGAUACAGCAGCAGCGGCAGCAGCUGACGCCGCCGCCGCUGCUGCUGCUGCUGCUGCAGAGUCCAAAGAACAGGAAAACCGGGUGAUACUGCUAAAUGCACCGGAACCGAGCCGGACAAAGGAUCUAUCAAAUAUUGUGUUCCCGCCAGAAGUUGCCUCAAUGUCCUGCCUAGAGUGCGGAGAUAGUUUGGCCUCUGACGACCAUAAGUAAGUGUGUUUCAGUGGUCCUUAAAUGUGCAUAUCUUUGUGCCCUUGUGCAAUGGCUAACGCAUGUGGAGGAGUAGUUAGUCCGUGAUAGAGGGCGCUCGCCGAUCGUUUUUACGGAACUCACUCGUCCCGUUUUGCCUUAGGGCUCUCUCGAGCCCAACCAGCAGCCAAACAGCAGCGCAUGGUAUCUCAACCGACAGGGCAACGAGCCCGUGACUCAGUAGUUAGAGGCGUUGGACUUCUAACCAACAGGUCGUGGGAUCGAGCCCCAAGUGUUCCACACUUCGGGGUUGGGUAUGACCGGCUGACGACGUCUAAUAAGCCAGAACUGGCCAAUCCAGUCUCCCUUGUCGGUAAUCCUACUCUGCUAGAAGUUGGUCUGGCGGAAUGACAGCAACUGCCUAGCUGCAGGGGACAGUCACUCCGCGCACACCCCACCUUACUCUCCAGUAGAGUAAGCUGCACUUUGUAAUCUCCCCACCCCCCUAACUGCUUUGACUAGCGGCCACAUCAUAUGAACGUUAAUCGGAGUAUUCUUCACCUGGUGCACAGUUUAGUCUGUAGGGAGGAAUCAACCGUGCCUUUGCACGCGUAGGCCUGAGCUUGUUGCUUACCCAGUCGCUGCAUCUCCACUUAUUUCCAGCAGUUCUAGUUCUUUGCCACCGAAAUGUAGUUGGGAGAAGAUGUGCGUUUGAGAUCGACCUUUCUUAUCCCUAUUCAAACACAGAUUAUCUUAUUUGCCUUAAGAAGGAUGGGCAUUAUUGAAGCUUAGAAACGGGAAUAGGUACUUCCUCCUUUAUAACGGGUGGUCUGGCACCGAAUUUCAAGGGGGAGGAGUGGUACCUAUUCCCAUAUCCCGGCUCGCUGGAAUUUAGCUCAAAAACCUCCUGUAAAACGAGGGGAUACAUAUUCCUGUGUCCUUUUAUGAGUAGUGCCAGUCUAAGACUGACUGGCUACCCAGCCUUUGAAGGGUGAUGGCCCAGGCUGAGUGCAGGGAUGUUUGCCACGCUUCCAGGCCUCAAGGAAUGUAAGCGUCUGCAAUUCCAGGAUCAGCAAACCAUGGCCCUCGCAGCCUGGUAUGCGCUGGAAGUUCUUUGGCACCAGUUCCCUGCCGGUGACUGCGCCUGCGCUCCUGCUGACUAUACAGGUCGUGAGCAUGGCAGCCCAGUCAUCCUCGUCUUUCAGAUCUGUUGUGGUGCUGUUGUUGGUUAAAAUCCUAGUCAAGUGUUUGUUGUGGGCCAGGGGGUGUGGUGGCACGCCUAGGUUCGGGUUCGGCCGUGCCAGCCGCCUGCGCCCGUGCGGUCUUCGUGACUAUGUUUUGACACCCACCUUAGGUAGGUAGGAUAGAGUGCGGUGGAUGCUGCGCAAGUCAAUGUGUCUGUUUCACCCUACUGUGGAGCACACGGUGGACAUCGUCGAGUACGUCUGUCGAACUACCAUUCCUGUGUCCUACCUUCUUAAAUAAGAAAAGGGAACUGCAGCUUUCGCAUGUUUGCUAAUUACACUGGGCAUCUUUUUAUAUACCUUUUCUGUCGUAUUUGAUGAUGAUUUUCGCAGUGGUGGCUGAUCACCCUAGAAACGUCGAGAUUUAACUGAAACAGGCCAGACAGGGGAUACAGUGUAGCGUCUACGUGGUCAGAGUAUAGUCAGAGCGCCCAAAUAACCAGGCCAAAUCCCGAGUUGUAGAAAAAUACGGCAGUCGGAUUUAUUAUGUACAUAAGCCUCAGUUGUCAUCAGGUCAUAUAAACUCACUUUGACAAUUAACGACAAAAUACACCAAAUCGGCACUACUAAACACAAAAGUCUUAAAUAUAGUACUUUCCGUAAAGCAUUUUUGACCUUUUUGCACUUGUGCGCUGCCUCAAGGGAGACAUGCCCCAUGGGACAAAUUUCUUCACGGGUUUUGUGGGGAAAGGCAUUUUCUAAGGUAACUGCGACUAUUUCAGUAGUAAGGUAAGGACGUAGAUUUCGUUACAACAGAAGUGAACGCCUGUAGUGCCGGAGCGGUGUGUGCGUGUGUCCAGAGCGCCAUAAUCACCAAGCCAGAUACCGAGUUGUAGGAAGACAGAAGUCACCAGACUGAGGGGUUUACUGUACACAGGAUCCUGAAUUCCCCUCUCAGGCGACUACGGCCGCCGGCAAAGCCGUGUUGACUGCGUUCACUCAUGCCCGAGAGUCCAUGAGACAGUGGUAGUAGCUGCUUUUGUAGGUUUGUGGGACGAGCUCAAGUGGUGUCCAGUUGGUGCGUGUGUUGCCUUCGCUGAGGAGCGCAUGGGUAUCUGCGACUGUGUGCGUCCGAGUUGAAGUCUGUCGAGUGGCUACAGGUCAGAGGCGUCUGGAACUACUCGCGGCGAAGGUGAAUGACUUUGAGGCCCUGAACAAGGACACCAGACGUGACCAUUAUAGCUGUCGGCAACAACUACAGUGGUUCUUGAACUGCGGGCGCCAAGCAAACCUGCCCUGCUUUUAGACAAAGUUGAUAAAGUCAGCUGUUCUGCUACGGACACCGCAACCCCAAAUUUACAACCUUCUCUUUAUUCUACAGCCGUUUAUAUAUCGUUAUUAACUGCAGCCUAGCUUUGUGGAGGUCAUUUUACUCUAUUUCGAUGUCCGAUUCUUUUCAGUUAUCUUUACUUAACUUUUCAUUUCAGACGUUAUCUGCCCUGCUCCGCUUGUGUUUUCGCAACCUGCUGCGCAGCCGGUUUCGCACGCCAUGUCCACCGGACCCAUCUUUAUAGCGCGGAAGUUUUAGCGGACUCGCAUGUGGGUGGACCAAUGGUUCGGCCGGUGGCCUUCGACUGGAUGCUCCAGUGCCUCCCUGUGGUAGAGGAGGACACAAAACCGCACACCGAAGAGCCACUUGCCGUCAUUAAGCCCGCCCUAUCUCCGGAAUUGCCGGUGGGUCAGGCGGAAGUCGCCACCAGCUCUGGCGAGUCGACGGAUCAAGCUGGGGCCGAACCGAUGGAUUCUUCUUCGGAACCCGCUGUUGCUGGUGCGAAAGUUUCUGCCAUCACCAGUGUUAACCAGGACGAGGACAUGACAGAGGCCACUGGCCAAUCAUCAGCCCCCGAGGCCGCUGCAUCAGCUGAGGUCCUGCCGCAGGUCACCGAGCCUGGAGAAGCUGUACCGGGUGGCCUUUCGAGGAUCGAUGUAGGUGCAGAAAAUGCGCCGACGAUCGUGGAUACCGCACACGUGCAAUCGGACGAUUCAUCAGCGGUUCGGGAUGCGGAUGUCGCAAAGCCAGUGGAACCGGGCGCCAUCUCCACAACUGAAGAACCAGCCGUCGGUCCUGUUCAUGAAGGUUAUUUCGCUUGUCCACGCUGUGCACUCUCCGGUGUUGACGGAAACACGCUGGCUCGCCAUCUGGUUGAGGAUUGCGGUGCUGAAGGCGCAACCCUUCAACCGGAUCCUGAAAUUGUAACCGCCCGACGUCAAGCUGAGGAACAGUUGCUCUUACAACAGCAGCAGCAGCAGGUACCACUUCCACCAUGAAUUUCAGCACUUAUUGUGGCGCCUUUAUACUUUAGCUCAUCAGUUGUUCCCCAAAAUGACAGCCUAAUACUUAAUGUUUAUCACAUGUACUCAGAAAGUAUCAGACAAGCGUGGAGUAAGUUCUUCUCGACAGGUCACACUAACUUUGGCCCUGAACUUUGUGUAUUUAAAUCAACCAGGGGAACGCUCAUCCUGUUCACACCUAUUGUAUGUACCGUAACUAACCCCCACCACAUGGUAGACUUCGGAGAACCCGCUAAUCUGCCUAACCCCUCAGUUGCACCAUGCAUCCACAGAAACAUCGACGAAACGCGUGUUGGGACUUUUAGGUCGUAGUUGUGUUACGAUUACGACGAAGAAAUUUUCUAGGUGGAGUCAAGAAUUUGCUAGCUGUUUUAGUGACUCCUACAAAGCGCCACAUCUUUUAAUCAUGCUUUGUACAUUCCGUUUUCAUGUACCAUUGGUUGCAUCUGAAACGUCAGCUGGGUGAUUCUUUGGGGAGCUUGAUGUCCACUUUAACCCGUGGUUCGUUUUGCAGUUAGCAUAACUAUUAGAGCACAUCCGUCAUGUAAUCGACUGGCCGAUACGCACCUUUGUUGGGAACACAAUAGCUCUGAUCUCACCCAUAGAGUUGCAAGGGGAGGGUAAGGUAUUGGUGGCUAGAGAGAGCCGUGAAUUCAAUGGCUGACUCGACAUCGAGAUCCUGUCUGCGUGAAUCUCGUGCGUGCUUGUCUCUCACUCCACGCAAAUCACACAAGUCGGAUUUCACAACGGUGACGGUUGUUAUAAGACCACACCGGGAAGAAGCAAUCGUCGCCUAACCUUUACUUCCAAGGACCAAAUUGUCCGUUAGUUUACAAUCUGCCAAGCCACAGCUUUUGUCGUGUCGUGCUAGUUCAAGUGUUUCAGGUUUCUUAUGGUCAAAAUCCUGGGCAAUGGCACUUUCUUCGGGAGCGGACGUAUGCUGAGCAAGGACGGCCGUAUGUAACAUCGUGUAAAUGCUUCCCGGAGUGCCAGUUAGCAAGCCUCCUCCCUAGAGUUACUGCCGCUGAUUAUUAUUCGAAAGAAGGCAGGCGCUUAUUGCCAAACCGUGCAGUCCGCAGUUUCCACCAUCCCUCUUCUAGGAAGAGUACGUGUACCUGUCAAUUUCUUUUCAGCAGGCAACGGCCAUGUUGUACACCACGGGUGGCGGCUUGUCACUAAUGGAUGAAAAUGCCCAAAUGGCGAACACCCAGCUCUAUCUCAGCGAGCCCCUGCCCGAGGGUGCUUCCAACGAAGGUCUCGUCGCCCAGUAUGCCGGUGCGAACGGCAUUCCAAUGGUACUGAGCAGCGAAGAUGGCCAACUGCCUGAGGGCGCGACCAUCGACUUCACAACACCCGGCGGUGACGUCAUCCAGCGUCUGGUGCUGCCCGAGGAUCUGCAUUUGGAGGCCGGCCAGACCCUGGUCCUCAUUCAGGGCGAAGACGGACAGCCCCAGUUUGCCAUCGUGAACCAAGCAGGUGACUUAAGUAGCACUUUUUUGAAGACUUCCUCUACUAGCACAUCCAUGAUUCAUAUAUUACUGUUGUGGAACACCCUGGGACUCCUGAAGUAUUGGCAUGUCUGAGUAACAACUGAAGGACUUUGCGACCUGGAUUGUAAUUCUCUUUAAACUAGUACCUUAAAAGGUCUCCCUAGCAGGUUUUUUAAGAAGCCGCAAUAUCCUCCAUGUAGGUCGCGCAUACCCUAGUGUCUCAUUGCGGCCUAAGCAAUACUGUCUGUUCGAUUGCACGUUCACCAGUGUAUCAGGAAUUUGGUGGUAACCACGUUAUUAAGUACUGCUGACUGUAAUUUUACCCAAGAAUUGGUUUAUUAUGGUCCCUACUGUUUUUCGUUGUAGAAUGGGAGGCCAACAACCAACAGCUCAUGCUACAACAAGAGGACGAAACAAAUCAACUUCUUUUAUAUGGAAACGUGAGUCCCUUCUAAAUACCUUUUGGAAACAGGUCCCUUCUCAAAUACCUUUUGGAAACAACCGUCAGGUGUUUUUGCACUAACAGCAAACCUGAUGGUCAUCGUUGGAAUGUUAGUGGGCGCUGCCGUUUUUCAUGUUCUGGAUCGACCGCGUGAAGGGAUGUUGUCCAUAUAUUGGGAUUAUCGAAACUAGUAUACUUGGACGAAUUUUCAACGAAUUUACUGCUUUAGGUUGUCCUUGAGGCAAACGUCUGACGCGAUUGACGUUUGUGGACCGACCUAAGAACGAAUUUUCAUCACCAAGGAAACUGGCUCGCAGCUAGCGCGUUGAACCAAAACCGUAUUCUCGCGACUUUUCUACUUAAAGAGGCAUCGCUGCUAUAUUUCACAGAUGGAGAUCGGUGUCGUUCACAUUUUUUCCGAGGUAGACAGAUUUUCUUUUUCCAUGCACUCUCUCUUCCCCACCCACCUGGUCCCGGUAACAAGACGGUGUCAUAAUGACCCGAGACGUAGUCCGACGCAGUGGCCAACAAAGUCAAAUGGCCUAUCUACGCCUCCUGCACACGGCCUGGUCUCGCGGACACGUCAGGUUUUUUGGAGGACAGGCGACUCGUACCCCCAUCUGGAUGGGAAUGUCGUAGAGGCCACAUCCAGAAGGGGCUAUCGCGGCCUGACUCUCCAUCCUGAAGGUACUGAUGUAUCUUGGCAGUUGGCAGCCUCCCAAAUCGCAACUUUUAGAGCUCCGUAAUAGAGGCAAGCGCGUCAGACUUUUAUAGUGAGGGGAAGUGCCGUGAGGUCGAAGUCCCCAGAGUCGAACUCACCCUCUCUUACCAGUAGCAGUUCACUGUCCGAACCGGCCAGUCAUCUGAUUCUGGCAUGGAGCACAAGUAGAUGGCGCGGCGCUAAACCACUACACCCCUCAUGUGUGUGGCAUUUGUCAUGGGAUGCACGACUCUUUUUAGCCGGGUUAACGCAUGUCGUCUCAUAGUCUGAUCUCCGUUUUGGUCCAGCUCAUCUCCUGCCUGACUCGUUGUGGGGUACAAUUACGAAGCAAGAGGCGGUGGUCGCCGUGAUAGCUUUGUUUGGAUCCGAAUUUCCCAAAAACACGCGGACGCAAACUGACGCGCGAGUUGGUCACUUCCUCCCCCUGCCUAUAGGAAUAGUUCGCGGCUUCAUCUGGAUUUUGUUUUCUAUACAUCUCUUUCAUCUUCCUCUUCUUUUGCAGAUGGAACAACCGAGGGCCGUAUCCGAGGAGGAGAAAGAGAACCAGUUUGCCGCGUAG
Spirometra erinaceieuropaei is the source of this 16947-nucleotide messenger RNA. Lineage: Eukaryota; Metazoa; Platyhelminthes; Cestoda; Diphyllobothriidea; Diphyllobothriidae. The record is from the annotation of a GenBank genome assembly.